UAUGAUCCAAGAGCCUGCUGGCAUGCAAUUCCCAAUGCUCUGCCCCAGAGAUUUUAUCUCUGUUUCCCUUUUUAUUUCUCUUCUUCUUGUUUCCAAUUUAUCUCCCUGUUCCGCACAAGACUACAUCAUAGGCGACCCCGGAGCAGCUGGCGGAGCAGGCGGCGGAGCAGUCGGCGGAGAUGCUGGCGAUGAUACCAAGGAGAAGCCGGCGGCGGGACCGCCAGAGCACAACAACUGUAAUGGCAUAUACUUGACCUACAAUUUCAUUUCGCGUGAGAAGGAGCUGCCCCGGUUAAAGAAUGCGACGGCUCAGGCUUGGGCCUUCAAAUCGGAGGCGACAAUUCUGAACUCCGGAUUGACUGAGCUCAAGGGCUGGAAGAUGUUCAUCGGAUUUCACCACCACGAGAUUCUCGUCUCCGUCGACGGCGCCGUCCUGUUGGAUGGCUCCGAUUUCCCUGCGGACGUUGGAAAAGGAGUCACUUUGGCUGGGUAUCCGAUGACCGAUCUUAAAACGUCCAUUGAAACCGCCGGUGAUAUUAAUCAGAUCCAAGUGACGGCUGCGAUCACCGGAUCACAAUUUGGCAUCAAGCCCCCUGGUGUUCCAAUGCCUAAGACAAUUCGCCUCGUUAACGAUGGAUAUAAGUGCCCUGCCCCUCGUCUUCGUGGGAAAAGAACAAUGCAUGUGUGCUGCAAAAAAGAUCCAAAGUUCAAGGAGAAAAAAGCACCCAAGGCCAAGAAAAUCAAAUUUCUGGCUAGGCAAAAUGGAGAUCUCUCGCUAACGUACGAUGUGAUGCAAUCUUUUGGAAACAACUACCUAGCUCAAGUCACAAUCGACAACAACAACCCACUGGGGCGCUUGGAUCACUGGAACUUAACCUGGGAAUGGAUGAAAGGAGAGUUCAUUCAAAGCAUGAGAGGAGCAUACACUCAUACAAGAGACAUAGCUCAAUGCGUCUACGGCCCCGCAGGCCAAUACUAUCAAGAUUUCGACUUCACCGGCGUCAUGAGUUGCGAUAAGAACCCGGUGAUGGCCGAUCUACCAGCGCAACGGAAGGACGAUCCCAAGAUCGGAAAGUUGCCAUAUUGCUGCAGGAAUGGAAGCUUGUUGCCUACCAUGAUGGAUGAAAGCAAAGCAAGGUCUAUUUUUCAGCUACAAGUCUUCAAGCUUCCACCAGACAUGAACCGAACGGCUCUUACUCCACCACAGAAAUGGAAAAUCUCAGGUAUCCUAAAUCCGGAAUACGAAUGUGGUGCUCCGAUCCGAGUCGUACCGACCGAGUUUCCAGACCCAAGCGGGCUUCAAUCAACGAGCACGGCGAUCGCUAGUUGGCAAGUUGUAUGCAACAUUACAAAGCCAAAAGUGAAGCAAUCAAAAUGUUGUGUUUCGUUCUCAGCAUAUUAUAAUGACUCAGUAAUUCCUUGCAAUACUUGUGCGUGUGGGUGUGAAGACACUGAUACUUCUAGUUGCAAUCCAAAUGCACGCUCAAUGCUGCUGCCUCCAGAAGCCCUUUUGGUGCCAUUUGAUAACAGGACAAAGAAGGCAAGGGCUUGGGCUAAAAUUAAGCACUACCCAAAUCCAAAGACGAUGCCUUGUCCUGAUAACUGUGGAGUUAGUCUGAAUUGGCAUAUUAACUCCGACUAUGCCGAUGGAUGGACUGCAAGACUCACACUUUUCAACUGGGAAGAUUACCCAUUUGAGGAUUGGUUCACUGCCGUUCAAUUGGGUAAGGCCGGCCGGGGUUACGAAAAUGUUUACUCCUUCAAUGGAACCAAGCUUCCCAACGUUAAAAAUACCAUCUUUCUCCAAGGCUUGCCUGGCUUGACUUACUUGAUGGGAGAGGUGAAUGGGACCAAUCCCACAUCGGAUCCGAGAAUUCCAGGAAAGCAGCAGUCCGUGAUCUCUUUUAAGAAGAAGGGCCUGCGCGACUUGGACAUACAACGAGGUGAUGGCUUCCCUAUUAAAGUGUUUUUCAACGGCGAGGAAUGUGCGCUUCCAAGGGCGAUUCCCUUGCCCAGUUCUGCCUGCCGCUGUCCCUAUGGUGUCAUGCGCCUCGUCUUCAUCUUGGCUGUUACUUUGGCGCUUAUAACAGAUCGCUUCCAUUGAUUGGAAUCAUCAUUGGCUUCCACAAUCUGUUGAUGAUCUUGGAACACAGUUUUGAAUACUUGGAAUAUAUAUUUUACUUCAAAAUUAUGAACUUGAGCUGAUGGUCAUGAUUAUGAUGAUGAUGAAAUGCAGCUAUCUGUUUGUUUCUAUCAAAAGGGCUCCUGAGUUUCAAUGACAUAUUAUCAUAAAACUUUGUACU
Molecule: messenger RNA, 2303 nt
Organism: Cucurbita moschata (crookneck pumpkin)
Lineage: Eukaryota; Viridiplantae; Streptophyta; Magnoliopsida; Cucurbitales; Cucurbitaceae
Product: COBRA-like protein 10
Exons: 2
Coding region: 2-2104 (700 amino acids)
Biological process (GO): cellulose microfibril organization
Cellular component (GO): membrane
Source: RefSeq, a predicted model, not a curated record